UAGGUGAUAUUGCAUUGUUCAGGGUGUCAGAGUGUCUCUCUAUAGACUCAAAUCCUAUAUUGCCGUAGGUGUCAAUGCCAGGCGAUGUUAAACUGAAAGGAGACGGUGAGAAUCAGGAGUGACUGAGAAAUCUGUAUAAUCCAGUGACGAGAGGAAUCGUCAGCAUCGUCUCAUCAGCAGAAAUGUUUCAGCUCACACUGCUGUAACACUUGUCCAUUACUCACCACAGCGCCACCAGUGGUAGGAGGACCAAUGCAAUGGGCGCUGUCUGCUCAAUCUGCCUUGCCAUUCCGUAGAAGCAACAGUCCUGGUCCGGGACACAAGAUUGGUUCCAAAAAGGGAAUUGCCUGCAAUGCAGAGAGUAGAUACCCUGGAGAAUCCUGGUCUAAUGUACAAUGCAUGGAGAGAUCGGAAAUGGACAUUGUGUGACUGUGGGUGAAUGGGCGCAGGUGGAUCAGGCCAUGACAAAGCUUCAGUAGAUCGGCCCAAGAUGUUUGGAAGUGUUUGCCUCCGUUUAAAAACAAAACUGUGUUCUCCUUUAAUUAAUGUCUGACCCUCCUGUUGUUGUUUUGUUUUGUUACAGAACAGUAAAAAUUGAUAACACCUGUCCCCAAAAUGCAUCAAGGUUCCAGCAGUGGAGGAGCUCCAGUGACGUCAACAACGGGAAAGGACACGGGUCCGAGCUCAGUGAUCACCAAGCUCCUGGCAAACUGUGACGAUUCCCAGCUGCUGCGGUUGACGGAAUUCUACAGGGACAGGCUGGAGCAGGCGAUGGAAGGAGGGGUGCACGGAGUGAGCCUGGCGUUAAUGGCCAAGAAUCAGUUCAGUGUACAGGAACAUCGGAAAAUCUCUGAUCUCGCUGAUAAGGGAGAGCGGGCGGACAGUUCUAAACUCCUCCUGAGCCUGGUGAUGGAGAAAGGCUCCCGCGCUCGGAGGGUGAUGUGGGAAACCUUUGUGAAAAUGAGGAUUGGUGUUCCAGAGAUGGACAAAAUACUGAAGGAAAUACAGGAACAUGGUUGUGAUCCUUCCCAUCAACCAAUUCCCGCUCAACAUUUACUAAAGGUUCUCAGUGAGCUGGAAGAUCUGAGAGUGAUCACCGAGCUCCUGGCAAGCUGGGACGAUUCCCAGCUGCUGCGGUUGAUGGACUUCUACCGGGACAGUCUGGAGCAGGCGAUGGAAGGAGGGGUGCACGGAGUGAGCCUGGCGUUAACGGCCGAGAAUCAGUUCAGCGGAGAGGAACAUCGGAAAAUCUCUGAUCUGGCUGAUAAGGGAGAGCGGGCGGACAGUUCUAAACUCCUCCUGAGCCUGGUGAUGGAGAAAGGCUCCCGUGCCCGGAGGGUGAUGUGGGAAUCCUUUGUGAAAAUGAGGAUUGGUGUCCCAAAGUUGGACAAAAUACUGAAGGAAAUCCAGAUUUAUGGUUGUGAUCCUUCCCAUCGACCAAUUCCCGCUCAACUUUUACUAAAGUUUCUCAGUGAGCUGAAAGAUGUCCAACAGAAACACAAGGAGACUCUGCGGGCACAAACUGAAACACUGAGAGUGAACACGAUCCUGAUGAGGGAGAAGGUGAAGGUUUUCCAGCUGGUUGAUCGAUACGCUGAGCUCACGGUCAUUUCUACUGUUCGAGACCGGCUAAUGGUGGAACAUGAGCUGCUGGCAAGAGGCAGAGACCACGAGGAGUGGAGAGAAAAACAUCUCUGCGGAGAGCUGGAGAAACUCCAGAUGGAUCAGUUGUUCCAGAGCAGCUUUUCCCAAACUAACUCCAAAUCUGGGAGUUCAGCAGCAGUGGCCGGAGUCCCAGGGAUCGGGAAAACAACAAUGGUACAAAAGAUUGUUCAUGACUGGGCCACAGGGAAAAUAUACCAACAGUUCCAGUUUGUCUUCAGUUUCAAAUUCCGCGAUUUAAACACCAUUAACUGCAGAAUAAACCUGAAAGAACUGAUCCUGAAUCAGUAUCCUUACUUUGGGAAUAUCCUGAGAGAGGUCUGGAAGAACCCAGAGGGAUCGCUGUUUAUAUUCGAUGGUUUGGAUGAAUUCAAUGACCAAAUUAAUUUUUCUGACAGUCGGAGAGACACGGAAACUCGGUGCACGUGCACAGAUCCUGAAUACAAGUGCAAGGUGUCUGACAUUCUGUACAGUUUAAUCCAGCACAAGCUGCUCCCAGGGUGUUCAGUGCUGGUGACCACCCGUCCCACUGCGUUACAUUUAUUGGAAAAGGCUGAGAUCGGUACCGAAGCUGAAAUCCUGGGAUUUUCAGGUGAGGAACGGAAGGAAUAUUUCAUCAAACAUUUUGAAGAUCAGACGGUGGCGGAAGCUGUUUACAAACACGUGGAGGAGAAUGAGAUCCUGUACACCAUGAGCUACAACCCCUCCUACUGCUGGAUCCUCGCUCUGGCACUGGGCCCCUUUUUCACACAAAGAGUCAGGGACCCACAGCUAGUUCCCAAGACCAUUACCCAACUGUACUCCUACUACAUUUACAACAUCCUGAAAAACCAUGGCCGUGAGAUUGAGAACCCCCGUGAUGUGUUACUCAGGGUUGGUCAGUUGGCCUUCAGAGGAGUGUCCGAGAGGAAGAUUGUGUUUACAGAUGGAGAUUUGAUCAACUACAAUCUGCAGCCUUCCCAGUUCCUGUCCGGGUUCCUGAUGGAGCUUUUGGAGAGAGAGGAUUCUGCCCGGAGCGUGGUGUACACAUUCCCACACCUCACCAUCCAAGAGUUUGUAGCUGCAGUCGCACAAUUCCUGAUCCCAGAUGGCAGAGAUAUCAUGAAACUCCUCACUGAAGCCCACUGUGUGAAGGAUGGGCGAUUUGAGGUAUUUCUCCGUUUUGUUGCUGGUCUCUCCAACCCAGUGACAGCUCGGGGCCUGGAGGAGUUUCUGGGUCCAUUUCCCAAUGAAACAACCUGCCGGGUGAUUGACUGGGUGAAGGAGGAGGUUAAACGCCAGAGUGGAAACACAGAGAGUAAAGCUGGUAAUAGGAGCCUCCUGAACACAUUGCACUACCUGUUUGAGUUUCAUAAUCGUGGACUGGCUCAGGCCGCACUGGAAUCUAUGGAAACACUUUCAUUCUGUGGAAUGACACUGACCCCGAUUGACUGCGCGGUCCUGUCUCAUGUCAUCGGACUCUGUGAUACAAUAAAACACCUCGACCUGGAGUACUGCCUCAUUCAAAGUGAAGGAAGCCAGCGACUGGGACCCGGGCUGCACAAGUGCCAGGAUUUGAGACUUGCGGGGAAUGAACUGGGAGAUUCAGGAGUGAAACUGGUUUCUGCGGCUCUGAGGAACCCGGAGUGUAAAAUACGGAAACUGGGGUUGGACAAUGUCGAUCUUACAGUUUCUGGCGCUGAGAAUCUUGCCUCCGCUCUCGGAACAAACCGAUCACUGAUGGAUUUGAACAUGGAUCGUAAUAAACUGGGAGAUACAGGAGUGAAACUGGUGUCUGUGGCUCUGAGGAACCCGGAGUGUAAAAUACAGAAACUGGGGCUGAGAGAUAUCAGUCUCUCAGAUUCUGGUGUCGAGGAUCUCGUCUCCGCUCUCAGAACAAACCCAUCACUGACGGAGCUGGAUCUGAGUGAAAAUAAACUGGGAGAUUCAGGAGUGAAACUGGUUUCUGCGGCUCUGAGGAACCCGGAGUGUAAAAUACAGAAACUGCUGCUGUACAAUGUCGGUCUCAGGGAUUCUGGCGCCGAGGAUCUCGCCUCCGCUCUCAUUACAAACCCAUCACUGACGGAGCUGGACCUGGGAUUAAACUCACUGACAGACCGAUCUGUCCCCGCUCUCCGCCGCCUCAUAUUGACCCUCCCGAGUCUGGAGCGGAUCUGGCUGCACUGGAAUCGGUUCAGUCCAACAGGAGAGAGGGAACUGAGAUCACUGCAGGAACCCAGACCAGGACUGAGAGUGGAGUUGUGAAGAUCUGAAUGUGUGAACAGCCCUGCUCGCUGGAUGAGGACAUGUUGGCCGAUUUCCUGCAAUACACGUUUACUUUCUAACUGUUCUAACAGAUCCUGGCUUCAGCCGAGCUCUCUGUGAUCUCAGAGGCGGUGCCGCAGUGACAUGAUUCCGCGUCCUAUCCAGUUCACACAUUCCUUAAUUUGCAUUUGUCAUGAUGAAAUCAAUAAACCGCUGUAACUUCCUGCA
Messenger RNA from Hypanus sabinus (Atlantic stingray), 4134 nucleotides. RefSeq names its product NACHT, LRR and PYD domains-containing protein 3-like. Gene Ontology annotation, molecular function: protein binding. The transcript is spliced from 13 exons. Lineage: Eukaryota; Metazoa; Chordata; Chondrichthyes; Myliobatiformes; Dasyatidae. Gene Ontology annotation, cellular component: cytoplasm. Bases 616 to 3906 code for a protein of 1096 amino acids. The record is from RefSeq and is a predicted model, not a curated record.